CCUAUCCCAGCAUGCCGAGUGGUGUUCCUUUCGCAGUAGCGGAGGAGAAGCGAGAUCUCAGACGGCGGCCGGUCAAAUUAAGCGGGACGCACUGAUCCACUUUAGUCUGUAAAAAGCGGCUGCCUUGGGGGGGUUGAGAAAUUUGUAGCUUGUCAUCAGGAAGGGUGAGCAGAACAGAGAGAGGCGAGAGAGGGUGGAAGGAAGAACUCGGUCUCCCUGUGUCAGGGAGGGGGAAAAGCAGCGCCAGAUAGGUGGGGGAUUUGGGCUCCGCCAGCCGAGCACAGACCUGCAGCUUUAGACUCCGACGGGCCGCGCAGAGACCAUGAUCAAGCUCUUCUCCCUCAAGCAGCAGAAGAAAGAGGAGGAAUCGGCCGGAGGCACCCGAGCCGGCGUCGGGGGGAAAAAAGCCAGCGCGGCUCAGCUUCGGGUCCAGAAAGAUAUUAAUGAACUAAAUUUACCAAAAACAUGUGAAAUAGUUUUCCCUGAUCAAGAUGAUCUCUUAAACUUCAAGUUAAUCAUCUGUCCUGAUGAGGGUUUCUAUAAAGGAGGAAAAUUUGUCUUCAGUUUUAAGGUGGGCCAAGGGUACCCCCAUGAUCCUCCCAAAGUGAAGUGCGAAACAAUGGUUUACCAUCCCAAUAUUGAUCUAGAAGGAAAUGUCUGUCUAAAUAUUCUCAGGGAAGACUGGAAGCCCGUGCUAACGAUUAAUUCCAUUAUCUAUGGCCUACAGUACCUCUUUCUGGAACCAAACCCUGAGGAUCCUUUGAACAAGGAAGCAGCUGAAGUUCUCCAGAACAACCGGCGGCUGUUUGAACAGAAUGUUCAGCGAUCGUUGAGGGGCGGAUAUGUGGGCUCAACGUACUUUGAACGCUGUCUGAAAUAAGCCGAGGCUAUAGCCAAGUUGGGUGGGGAGGGAGGGGAGGAUGCGACAUAGCACACAUGGAGAUGGAUAGCCAACUGGCCAGCUAGCUGUGAAAGUUCUUGGGAUGCAUUUUGGGGGUGGGAGGAGGAUUGGGAUAAGGUCAGAAUUUGCAGUGAUGUACUUUGAUUAAAUAUUAAAUAAACUUAGGCGGAAGCCAUCACAUGGGUCAGCAGGGGAAAUUAUGAAGACAGAGAAAAAAAUGAGCAAGAACUAGCAGGAGAUUCAUUAUAUGUGCCAUGGACUUAACAAAAGAGAAGGGGCACUUUAAAAAUAAAAAUAAAAAAACAACACUUGGACCCAAGCAGGGAUGUGGUAAACGGUGUUCCAUGGGAAUGCUUUUUCUAUUUAGACUGUUUUUUUGAAUGGCAAGUAGUGGCUUGGCAUGAAGACUUAUGGUGUUCAAGUAAAUAUAUACAUGUAUAUCUGUCCUGAUGUCCAGAGUGUUUGCUGAGGGAAACUGACGUGUAGAAUUUAGUGAACUGUGGUCAGCUAGGAAGACAGUGCUACCCCAAACGCUUUAAAAGGGCUAACUCUGCAUACAUAAAAUGCCGCAGUUUUACAUUUCAUCUGAUGGGAAGGUGCAAAUAAAUGGUAAGGAUACAUCUUUGAUCUGUUUAUAUAUUGUUUUUCAAUAUAUGCACUGGAGUUUUAGAACACUUCACAGAAGGCAAAGAGAAAAUAGGCAUUCAGGCUGGACAGCUUUCAUAUUCUUUUUAAACAUGGCUCGAGACUGGUAAAUUCAAUUAAGUUGAAUUCAAAUUUAAAAUCAGUGGCCAAAUAAUCAGUCUUUAUUAUUCAUACCUAUACAAUUGUGUUGUAUUUUAAAAAGGGGGGGGGGUCCUUAUGUUAUAGCAUAGUGCAUAUGACUAUCGUAACUUCAUUCAGAUACUGGGUUUAAACAGAGUAUUUCACAAAUGAAAUAUAGUAUAAAUCUUUGAUUCAGUCAUGAUGUUCUCAAAUUCAUGCAGGAUAUAUGCCUAGUUACUACUACCCCAUGUCAUGUUAUGUAAAGCACUGACCAUUUCUGUUUUAUCUACUCCAUUAUUCAUUCACAUGCUGCUGGUGGAAUGUCUUUCUACCAUGAGAUGCAGAAUGGUGUUUUUAACUUGGAUGUUGCACAUAAUUAAUUUAUUUAUCUACUUCACCUCUUAUUUUUGUGAAUUUUUUUUUCCUCCAGUUUGUGUGAAUGAGAAAUGAUGUUCUACCAAAGAAGCGUUUGCUUCCUCCUAAUGCACAUGCCAUGAUUGAAAUAUCUUAGUUGUUUUGGGGAAGGUGGGGUGGGAGAUGGGGCUGGACAACAGAUAAUUUUACCAUAAUGACAUAUUAAAGGGAUAAUCUGCCGUAUCCUGUAAUCUUUUUCUUUUUUUCAGUAGUAUGUUACAUUAAUGCCACAUCAUACCUGAAUUUUUAUAUAUGUGCUUUUCAUCACCAGUGCCAUGUGCUUAGAACAGUUCUAUGAUUGUACUGUAUUAUGAUUAAACACCGUAAUUGACAACAGACCAGAAUCUGAAGCCACAUGGUGAUCUGCAGGGUCAGUAUGAAUUCAAGAAAGAAAUUCGAUAUCCAAAGAGAGAACUGCCCCCUGGUGAACUAGCCUGUCUCUAAUUGCUCUCAGUCCUCAUCCCCACCCCAAGACAGCAAGUUGUUCUGCUGUGCUUCAGGUUUCCCAACUAUGCUUUGUUUCAGGCCCUAGUGCUAUGCUACUCUUGAUUCUCUGACCUGGGCUGGCCAGAUUUUCUAAACUCUUGAUUCUGACUUGUGGAUGACGUUACCUGGAGGUUUUUGUCUAAUAGCUUUGCCACUGUGACUGCUGUCCUUCCAUUCACCUACAAUAUACAUUGAUGUUAGAAAUUGCCCUCUGUUGGUUGCCAGAUUUUUCCAGUCACCAUGCCUGAAGGAUUAGUAUAUUGUGUCACUUGGAACACAAAUUUGCAAUGUACAGAAAUCGGUUUAGGAAAUCCCAAGGGCUCACAGCUUGGGUUUGUGUUGUAGCAGAAGCACGCAUGUUUGUGGGGAGCACUGGGUGGGAAUUGGUUUAUGGGAGUGGGGUUGGGAAUGAAUCCUGGAAUAAAUUGUAUAUCUCUUACCUGCGCCAAGCUUUUACUGUUCAGAAUGGUAAAUAAAUAAAAUAAAAAUAAAGGUUUUAUAAAGUGGUCUUUUA
Molecule: messenger RNA, 3080 nt
Organism: Erpetoichthys calabaricus (reedfish)
Lineage: Eukaryota; Metazoa; Chordata; Cladistia; Polypteriformes; Polypteridae
Gene: ube2m
Product: ubiquitin conjugating enzyme E2 M
Exons: 6
Coding region: 323-880 (185 amino acids)
Source: RefSeq, a predicted model, not a curated record